GCUCUUUCGCAAUAAUACUUUUGUUUCUAAUUUUGUCGAGAUUCGAUGUCCUUUGAAUAUAAUAUUUAAACACUCAAUUAACGUUUUUUAUCUGUCUGUCUCUAUCAAAACACCCUUGUAACAAGCCCGGUGAAAACCGUACCCGAUAAGAAAUUUCCUGAAAACCGGGGAGGCCCCAUUCGAGAAAUCGAACGACACAGGCAAGGAAUUUUUCCGUUUCCUCCCAUCCUAAACAAGCUGAAUUUUCCCCCAGACAGUCAUAUCUAAACAAAUUAAAUGGUUGAGCUCGAUUUGCAGAUUUACAUAGUUUUAAUACCUGCUAUAAACAGAACCAGUGAAAAAGAGCUCGCAGGGCCCGUUACACAGGGGUGUUUCGGAAUCAUUCGCUUACUGCGAAGGAGCAAUUGGAAUGUUGAAAAGCUUUUUGUUGUUGUAGCUUUUCACGUGAAUCAGAGAAGAAGGGCUUUCCUGCUUGAAAAUCAAAGAUGUUUAACGUUAGUAAGGAUUGCCAUUGAAAUAUUCAAUAAAUUUUUGAAUUAUGUAUUCAAAUAUCUACUAGCAAUGUCGAAUCGCCUAUUUCUCCAGUGUGAUUUCGUCUCUAUGUCACCGGCUGAAUAUGAUUGACGCUGAUAUGUUACCAUGGCCGCUCGUCUGGAGCAUAUGUAAACAUUUUGAUUGUUUGGAAACUCAAAGCAAAACGGAUUGUGGAUUCCCUUGGAGGGUUUGUGAUUUACUCUCUUGUCUUUGAGAACUAUACUUGGUUUAAAAACCAUUUAUCAUGAGUACUGCAAGAUGAAUCAAAAUGAUUUGCAAACUGACGCAAGGUGGAUCAGAUACUAUAUAAGGUAAACAGACAUAGUGUGUGCAGAAUACUCAUAACAUAAUGCAAAGGAGACCGACUAUCCCUAAGGUUCCCUCGCAAACGGAAGUUAGCCUGUCUGCAAUGAUGGGCUUGCGGACCAACGAAGAGCUUAAUAAAAACACAGAUAAUGAACUUUCAAGUUCAAUGGCAGCCAGUCGUAUAGCAGCAACAUAUUUUGACAAAUAUGAACGUGACGAUCUGCAAGAAGCACUUUCAUCAACCAGCCUUGAUUGGUUCUUAUCUGUAGAUGAUACUAAAAUCCAAGUCGACCCUCCAAGUGGUUUGGCAUCAAGUUUGAGGCACUUAGAUGACUUGGAUGUCAUAUUUGUCUUAAUUCCAGCUCCUGAAAAUGUCAACAAGUCACUUGAAUUAAGGGAGAUGCAUCAAAUUUUGAGAGAGCUGGUUACAGGGAUCUAUGUUCUAAAUCAAAUACCAGGUAUAAGUUUGGAAUCAAACUUUGAUAAAAGCACAUCGUGUCAAAUGCCUGCAUGCUAUCAUGAUACAAGGAUUGGUCAAUUGAUGAUCUCUGUUGAUUACAUGAUGAAAAGUCUUUGGCAUGGGGCAUUCUUUCCUAUGGAUAAAAGGUCUAAAUUCAAUGAAAGAUGGAGGCAAGCAGUUAAUUUGAACACAGUAACUGGAGAGGCUGAGACUAGAAGAAGCCAUCAGCUGAUAUGGAAGGAAGCAGGUUUUAUUGACAUUGCAUCUGAUGAAGAUUUCCGUGAAUCAUUUUCAGGCUUUAAUGCUUCAGUUAUUACUGACAAGAAAUUUGCUGAUGAGCAGAAGUUUUUUAUGAAAUAUGCAGAUGAUCUAGCAAUGGUUCUUUCAUUUGAGCAAAAUACAAUUAGGCAUUUCAAAAAUAUGUUUGUUGUUGAUGUAAACACUCAAAUAUCAGCUAAGAUAAGAAGCCAAAACAUUGACCUUAAAAGUUAUGAAAGGCUUCAGAGACAGUUUUACUCUCAAGAGAAAUUUUUGAGAGAAAACAUUGAGAAGAAAGAGCAGAUUAGGCGAGAAAUCACCCUUCUAAAGUUUGUAAGCCUUCUUGUGCCACUGCUUAUUGGAUUGAAAAGAAAGAAUAAGAUACCAAACAUAAGUGACUUUUUGCCACCAUUGACACAUGAGGAGUGCAAAACUGAUAGGGAGUUACCUCCAAUUGUUAUUAGCGAAGAUCUGUUUUGUAAAAACUUUGAAUCAUCAGAUGAUUAUAUUGGUCUUCAUGGAGGCAUUCAGUUUAUGAGAGAAACACCAACUGAUUUCUUGUUACCUAAUCUCGGAGUAAGACAAGAUUACAGCAAAAUAGUCCAAGCAGAUGAGAACAAUUGGAACAGACUCAACAGAGCUGGCCCUCUUCUUGAUAGUUACCCUUUAAGUCCAAUUGAAAUUGAUGGUAAACAAUACUUUGUUUUCUCAUUUUGUACGGAGACAUACUACCCAAUCACACCAAAACUGCCAAAAUGGGUCCAUGCACACUAUGAUGAGAUAGCUAAACUAAAGCCAAAAAGGCUGCCACUUUCUGAAAUCCACAUUCAUGAACAGUUCAGAAAGAGAUUUGGGUAUCAGAAAACAGUUAAACUCAAACAAGUUCCUGCAGGUCUGAAAGCUUCUGCUCACAGAGGUAUGACAGCAGUUUUCCAUACCAUAUGUAGACGCCAGACUCUCACAACCUUGGGCUCAUUAGAUCCUCAAGGAAUGUCCCUUUUGCAUGAAGCUGCAUUGAUGAACAGACCUCAAAUUAUAACUCAGCUGGUUAUGAUGGGGCUAGAUGUAAAUGUCAGAAAGUUUAACAAUACCACAGGUCUUGGUAUUAUGCCACUACAUCUGGCCUCACGAUCAGGUGCAGAUGAAAGUAUAGAGGCAUUGGUUGCAUUCAAAGCUGAUGUGUCUGCAUUUGACUCUUUGGGAUUUACUGGUAUGCAUUAUGCUGCAUAUUUCAAUAAUGUCAACUGCAUCAGGAUAUUUUUGAGCAAGGACAAAAAUUUGCUAGAGUUGAAGACAAGAUCUGAUUCCUCAUCCACUCCAUUACUCCUUUCAUCUACAAGCGGCGCUAUAGAAGCUUUAAAAUUCUUGGUAGAUGUUGGCGCUGACCUUAAUGCAGUUGAUUCAGAGAAAAACAAUGUUGUAAACAUAGCUGUUCUUCAUGAGCACACCCACAUACUUGAGUAUUUCAUAGACCAAGGUCUUGAGAGUGCUCCAGUUUGGAAAGUCCUGGUGACCAUGCUUAACAGCAACAGUCUGUUUUACCAGCAGCAAGCUGCUAAGUGCCUCGAGGCUCUAUCACUGCAUAAGAAAGACAACUGGGAACCCAUUGUCAAAGCUGAAGGAAUCCCAGUUCUUGUUUCUCAGCUUGAAACAAAAGAUGUGCCUCUGCUAUCUAUGGUGGUUUCAGUAUUAUGUAAUAUUGGGGAGUUUGAUGAGGUUAGACAAAGAGUGACAUUAGAAAAUGCUGUACCAAAACUAGUUGGAUUGCUCUCAUGUCCUAUUGCUUUGGUACAUUCGCGUGUUGCAGUUAUUUUGGGGGAUCUUGGUUGUGUUGAGGGGAACCAGAAGGCUAUUGCUGCAGAAGGUGGAAUUGAGAAACUGGUGAAGCUGCUGUCUUCUGAAACAGAGCAUGUUUUAGUGAAUGUUGUCAAUGCCCUGCGUGUAUUAGCAGAGAAAGACCUCGAGAACCAAACUGCUAUUGGAUGUCACAAUGCAGUACCAAUCAUAAUAGAACUCAUAAGUUCAACUUCCAUUCGCCUGCAAGCAAAUGUCGCUGCAUGCAUUAGUGCAAUUGCUCAUAAAAACAGAGUCAAUCAAGAUAUAUUUAUUAGAGAAGGUGUUGUGAAGCCGUUGGUUAAGCUUCUACGAAGUAAGGACUCAAGAUGCCAGUUGAAGGCAGCUCGUGCUUUGCAGGCUCUGUCAGAAGACAAUUCCUAUGCACAAGAAGAGGUUGAUAAACACGGCGCUGGGAAGCCUCUGAUUCGUCUUCUCAAGUUGUGGGAUGUUAAUAUGAAAGAGCAAGGUGCAACUGCUCUCUGGGCACUUGCCGGUGAGAACAUUGAAAAUCAGAAAAGGAUAGCAGAACUGAUUGGAAUAAACAUAUUGGUGGAUAUGCUAAUGACAAAGUCUGAGCGUCUACAAUACGUUGCUGGGAUGGCGCUUACAGCUCUUGGAAAGGAAGAUAUUACAAAUCAGAACAGAAUUUCGGAAGGAGGCGGAAUUAUGCCUCUUGUUCGCAUUUUAAGAGGAAUCAAUGUAUCACACUCAUCUGAAAAGGUGCUAACAAUGGCGAUCGAGGUUCUGGGAAACUUAUGCCUCGGUGUUGCCCAUCAACCAAACAAGGCACUGCAGAAAGAAAUAGCAUCAACAGACGCACUGGCAUUGCUCAUCAAUUACAUGCUGAGCAACAGAAAUCUGCAAAUUAAGGUCGCAGCAGCAACAACACUUGCUAAGAUAGUACUUAGCAACAAUGUCACACAAGAAGAGCUUAGUAAGCACAAAGCUUUUGCAAUAUCACACGUACUGGACCUAAUCAGAAUAAAAGACAUGGGGAUCCGACUUAGAGCCGCAACUGCACUAGCAACCUUUGCCUACAACAACAUCGAUCAGCAGCUUGCUAUUCGUAGCUGUGGAGGAGUAAUGAUGAAAUCUUUAGAGAGUUUCUUGGAUUCUGUGGAUGAAAACCAUCAAGCAUAUGGGGCGUUUCAAAUCAUUGUACUGGCUCGUGUUAUCGUAGAUGUAGACCAGGUCACCCUAUCAGCGCGUGGUGUUAAGCUGCUUGUUAGUUUGCUAGAUUCGACAAAGGAUGAGUCCAAGGUUCUGGCAGCUCGUUUGCUGGCUAGUCUUGCCCACACAAGAGCUGGUAUCCCAGACGCCAUGAUUGUUGCUGGCGCAGUAAACAACUUGGUCCAAAACCUUCAUUCACAAAACAGUCAAGUGAGAAGGAGCUCUGCAGUUGCCCUUGGUUACCUGACAUUUAACAGCACUGCAGCAAGACUUUUGUUGUCCGCUUGCAGAAACACGCCGGGUCUGUUUGAUUCACUCGUCAAUAACCUUGGCAAUGGUAAACUUAGCAUGGCGUUUGCUGAAGAGUGGCAGAGAAAUGUCAAUGUUGGAUUGCCUUGUAACAGCUUAGAGAUGAACGGUGGACCUCCUGUGCAAGUCAAGCAGCCUCCUGAAAGACGGCAAAGACCCAAAACAAGCCAAAGUUUGCCUGCACUUCGGACCGUCUCUAGAAAUGAAAGACUACGCCGAGUUGCAUCCAUGGAGCCAAGGCCAAAAACAGCAGCGACUCGAUCGAUGCUUCCAAAAAGUAUCAGUCUGCCAGAGUGCAAGGACAAAGGCAACAUGAACCUAACGAAAGGAAGCAAAAUGUCUUAAAGCAUUUCUGUUAAUCGAAUGAGAAUGACAAAGCAAAGAUCGAAGCAAUAGCCAUUCCAAGUCACUUGCAUAAGCACACAAGACCCAGCAAGCAUUAGCACACAAGACACAGCAAGCAUUAGCUAUCUUGGCACAAAGGCUCUAAAAAAGCUUUCUAUUAGCAAUGGUUUACCAGAUUCAUAAUGUUUCAUUGUGAAAGUACCAGCGCUAGCAAGUGGCAACAAUUUUUAAUUGAUGCACACUUGAGUAUUCUAUUUGAUGAUCUCUACCACAACUGAAGAUCGCGACAAACUCACUAGAGCAUUUGUAUUACUAACGCAACAAAUACAUUAAACAAGGCGUAAAAAACGAAAAUUCAAAUAUUGCUCAGGAAUGCUUGCUCAGAAGGCUUGCUCAGGAAUCAGUUACGAACGUAGAACUCAAACAACGCGCUCUGAUAAGAGUAAGAUUGAAUUUUUAAGGUUAAAUUUUCGACAACUUACUACCAAUUGCAGAUUUUGCACUGCAACUAAAUACCUCUCUUGCAAAAUUUAUUAGCAAUCUUUUUAAAUCGAGAUGCGUACGGUGAAAAGUGUGAUAUGAGUGCACGGUUUAUGAGCAUGUGUCAGAAAAUAAAGGCAAGAUUUUUUGAAGCAUCUCAGCCCUUACACUAUACAUUUUCAUCGAGAACUAUUUUGCACCUAUGUUGCAAGUGCUUCGAGUAUGGCUCAUGAAAAUUUAUGCUUGUUAGAGUUUGACCACAAUUGAUUUAGAUGAGAAGCAUGCACCUACUGCCAUACUGCCUGGCAACACCCAAUUAUAGCGUCCAAUCCCCCUUGUCGCGUCAGGGCAACCGCUGCUACACUACUGAUCCUACUGCAUACUUCGUUAGCUCUUCGUAGUCUUCGGAAAGCAUCCUAAUGCUCAUUACCGUUCACUUGCAUGAUGCAAAUACCUGUCCUAUCCAUUCCGUCGCUAUCUUCUUUGUUUUUAUGUUUUCUUGAGUUUUUUCUUAUUUUUUCUCAGUAUACCUCGGUUUAUUGACAGAUGCAGGCGCGAGAAAUUUGGCUUUCUGGGUUCAAUUGUCAACCAUAAAUGCCUCUUUCUGUCUCCAGUCAAUCCUAGUCUAGUUUUGGUACUGGUCGCUAUGUUUUCCGUAACAACUGACCCAUCUGAGCCAUAAGUUAGUGACCCUUAUACCUACUUGAUUGGGUGAAUUAAUGGAUGCCAUUUUUACGGAACCACCCAAGUAACAGUCUUUCGAAUUUUGUUAAAAAAAUUCAACCUCUCCUUAAUCGUCUUAAAUGAUAUGUUUUAGGUAGAAAUAUUAUGUUUUCUCUCUGUAAAUAAAAUUUGUCUUUCGAAAUUAAAUUUUUAUAAAUAUUACUUAACAUCACAAAUAAUUCGUAUAAAUUGACGGAGAAAAAUUUCUGUCACAAUAAUUGCCUAUCCUAGCGAAUUUUAAAAUAGCUUAUUUACGUAGAACUGUAUUUUAUAAUACCUCCUUAUGGUUGUCGAAAAUAGUUUACUAGUAUUGAUAAUUAAAAUGAAUAUUCUCUAUGGCACAAAUAAAAAUUCGGAGUAGAUGUUGUUUUGACUUGCUUUCGUCUUCGCGAUAACUAUAUUGCAAUGAAUAUAUUUCAUUUUGAAACCUGCCCACAAAAAGCAGUCCUUCACUUUAAGGCACAAUGCUUUGGACUGGGGCAAGGGGCUACACCCCUCCCAAAGCACCAAAUUUGUGACAAAAAUUUAGAAAUCUUAAUAAUUUGUCGGAAUGUGUAGGGAAAAUUCUAUAUUUACCCGUUCUUCUCGAAAAUAAUUGACUUCAUCCGCGUAAUGGUUUCUUAAAAAUGUGAUAU
Rhopilema esculentum is the source of this 7056-nucleotide messenger RNA. Its product is annotated as ankyrin and armadillo repeat-containing protein. NCBI's taxonomy places the organism in Eukaryota, Metazoa, Cnidaria, Scyphozoa, Rhizostomeae, Rhizostomatidae. Gene Ontology annotation, molecular function: protein binding. The record is from RefSeq and is a predicted model, not a curated record.